CUUUGCCAAUUCUAGUACCAAUUGUAGCACAAGAAAUGGCUAUUGUUAUUUCGCUCAUAUGUCUCUAGGGCAACAGAGAGAGAGAAGAGAAGGGCAGCAACAGACGAGGAGGACGAGAGAGAGAGAGGGCUGCUCUUUUUCUUCUGUAAAAAUUAUAUAUAUAUAUAUAUAUAGAAUAGAGAAUUUUAGAGAGAGAAACUGAAGAAUGUCUGGAGGUAUUGCGCGUGGUCAUCUUGCCGAGGAGCGAAAAGCAUGGCGGAAGAAUCACCCUCAUGUUCGGCACACCACCCCUCACCCCUCUCUCUAUUUAUAUAUAACGAUUGGUUUUGUUACAAAGCCAGAGACUUUUCCCGAUGGUUCAGUGAAUCUGAUGGUGUGGCAGUGCAUAAUCCCUGGUGAUUUGAGCAAGGAAGUUGAGCAAAGGAGAAUUGAAAGUGUUCGACAGUUCCAGUCGUAGGCUUGAUCGUGCUGAGCAGAGACUAUCACUCACUCUUUCGACGAUGUAGGACUUCUCUCCAUGGUUUAGCUUUGGAUGUUCUUUCAGUUAUUUACAUUUCAGUUUGGAUUUUUAUUAGGGGUCCACUAGAGAUGGAUUCCCGAGUUGUUUAAACUGUUGGAGGUUUUGGAAGGAUUUGGAUUUUAUUAAUCUUAAAUAUUUAAGGAUUUAUAUUUAGAGAUCUUUCAGCUUUUAAUAUUUUUUCUUAAUUUAUUUUAUAGUCUGUGUUCGUUUUAAAUAUUAAUUGUUUGAUAUUCCCUCGGGUUUGGGCUUGGGACUGAUCAACCCAUGUCUCGGAUCUGAGGGGUAUCACACUUACUGGCGGCUGCGGAUGCAUAUAUGGACAUAGAUUUAGAGCGAGAGCCUCCAGCAAAGUCACCAUAUCACUCUCCGGUAGGGUCGCCAUUGCAUUCUCAGGAGCAGGGUUAGGAUAUACCUCCAGUUCAUGAUCUAGUUAUCCCUGACACUCUAACUCCGACACCUAGCCUAGAAAAGCGUAUACAGACCUUAAAGGACGCGGUUGUCUCUUUUCGGUCGAAUGUGGCCUCUCUCAGCACUGAUAUGACUACCCUCCACUCAGAUGUCAUAGCUGCGCUGCAGGAUUUAUCCAGAGAUAUCUGGAGAUCAUGCCCUGCUCGCCCUACUUCUUCUACCUGAUCUUUAUCUCUAUACUUCUCUUUCAUCAUUUUAUAUAUAUGUGAUACGUUACUAUUAUUUUGAUACUGCUAUUUUUGCGGCCAGUCUGUUGGCCCUGAUACUGUGAUGUACUGUACAUUAUUCAUCUCUUUCUAUGCAUGCUAUGCUUGGA
This is a messenger RNA of Cornus florida, 1304 nucleotides long. RefSeq names its product SUMO-conjugating enzyme SCE1-like. The record is from RefSeq and is a predicted model, not a curated record. Lineage: Eukaryota; Viridiplantae; Streptophyta; Magnoliopsida; Cornales; Cornaceae. The transcript is spliced from 4 exons. The coding region runs from base 206 to 457 and encodes 83 amino acids.